This is a messenger RNA of Pimephales promelas (fathead minnow), 1108 nucleotides long. The record is from RefSeq and is a predicted model, not a curated record. NCBI's taxonomy places the organism in Eukaryota, Metazoa, Chordata, Actinopteri, Cypriniformes, Leuciscidae.
UUAGUCGAGUGUGAGAGUAUGCAUUCAGUUCGCCGGGCCUAGUCUGUCUGCGAGGAGAUAUUCACACGACAUUAAAAAUAUUCACGACUGCGUAAGUUGUCAUAGCGUUACAUUAUGUCUAUUUCCGGGUGAAAUCACGGCUCAGAAGUUCGUGUGUCUGCGAACUGUUGACAAAAUAGCGGUUGCGUGUGGAAAGGGGGGGAGCGCAAAGCAAACAGGGAGAAAAAAAAAAUCCCCGACCGAUCGCUUGUUUCACUCAGUCAGCCUGCGGAAAGAAGCAGGAAGAGGACUAGAGCUGUUCACCUGUCGAGUGGAAGACUGCACUGGACAUUUGAAGGAGAAGAAGACCUUGCUUGUGUCUUCUUACUGUGAUUGAAACCUGCCCGAUGGUGUUUUGGGGAGUUCAACCCAACUUCGUACGUUCAGUUUCCGCGAAUCCCACAGAACUGGCGUCGGACAUUCCAUUCCGGUGGGAUAAUCUAUUCUAAAGAUGCAGCAUCCUCUUCAUACCAUCAUGGAGCCGGCUGAGAAAUAAGAGACCGCGGAGACAGCAGGUUCCCAUGGUUUGGCUCCAGCCCGCUCUCAGCCAUGCCUCCCGCCAAGACAGAUCAGCUGGACUUGUGGGCGGAGUCAGGGCUGGAUGGAGACGUCCAGGUGAUGGUGGACUUCCUGUUGCCCACUGGAAUCUACAUCCAGAUGGAGGUUCCCCGAGAGAGCACCAUCCAACACAUCAAACUGCUGUUAUGGAAGGAGGCUCAGACAUACCCUCUCUUCUCAUUGCUGGGGGAGAUGGAGAGUCACAUGUUCGAGUGUGUGAACCAGGCAGCAGUUCACGAGGAGCUGGAGGACGAGACCAGGCGACUAUGCGACGUGCGACCGUUCCGGCCUGUCCUCAAACUGAUCACACGCAACUGUGGACGUGCAGAACGCCUACUAGACUCUAAGAUCGGAGUCCUCAUUGGCAAAGGUGACACUUAAUCACAUGUGUAAUGAGAGCUCUACUUUUAGAUAAUAUCCAUUAGAUUUGGAUUUUUCAGUGACCCUUUCUGCAGGUUAUAUUUCAGUCCCUCCAGAAAAACGCGAUUAUGCGAUCGCUGAAUUCAAUGCA